Motacilla alba alba is the source of this 2063-nucleotide messenger RNA. RefSeq names its product BRCA1/BRCA2-containing complex subunit 3 (gene BRCC3). The record is from RefSeq and is a predicted model, not a curated record. Gene Ontology annotation, molecular function: metallopeptidase activity; cysteine-type deubiquitinase activity; polyubiquitin modification-dependent protein binding. Gene Ontology annotation, biological process: double-strand break repair. Gene Ontology annotation, cellular component: BRISC complex; BRCA1-A complex. Bases 56 to 841 code for a protein of 261 amino acids. NCBI's taxonomy places the organism in Eukaryota, Metazoa, Chordata, Aves, Passeriformes, Motacillidae. The transcript is spliced from 8 exons.
UUGGUGCAUCCGCCGAGGGGGCGGGGCCAGGGGCAGGCGGGCCGGGGGAGGCAAGAUGGCGGUGCAGGCGGUGCACCUGGAGGCGGACGCGUUCCUGGUGUGCCUGAACCACGCGCUGAGCACCGAGAAGGAGGAGGUCAUGGGGCUCUGCAUCGGAGAGGUGGACACCAGCCGAAUCGUCCACAUCCACUCUGUGAUAAUCCUGCGGCGCUCUGACAAGAGGAAAGAUCGUGUGGAGAUCUCACCGGAGCAGCUCUCAGCUGCUUCCACUGAAGCAGAGAGGUUGGCAGAGAUGACAGGACGCCCCAUGAGGGUGGUGGGCUGGUACCACUCCCACCCCCACAUCACCGUGUGGCCCUCACACGUUGAUGUCCGCACGCAGGCCAUGUAUCAGAUGAUGGACCAAGGGUUUGUGGGGCUGAUCUUUUCCUGCUUCAUUGAGGACAAGAACACCAAGACAGGUAGAAUUCUCUAUACCUGUUUCCAGUCUGUUCAGGCCCAGAAGAGCUCAGAAUAUGACCGGAUUGAAAUUCCCAUUCAUGUUGUUCCCCAUGAAACCAUUGGGAAGGUGUGUCUGGAAUCAGCUGUAGAGCUGCCCAAGAUCCUUUGCCAAGAAGAGCAGGAUGCCUACAGGAGAAUUCACAGCCUCACCCAUCUUGACUCUGUAACCAAGAUCCAUAAUGGCUCAGUGUUCACAAAGAACCUCUGCAGCCAAAUGUCUGCCAUCAGUGGGCCCCUGCUGCAGUGGCUCGAGGACAGACUGGAGCAGAACAAACAGCGCAUGCAGGAGCUGCAGCAGGAGAAGGAGCAGCUGCUGGAGGAACUUGCUGCUUUAGAGUGAGGAGGAAAUGCAGACCCUUCAGGAAAGUGACAUGAAAAAAUCUUCAAGAACUACUCCAGGUUGAAGGGUGGCCCUACAUUGCCUCAGUGGAGGUACUGGCUGUGCCUCUUCUCUUGCAGCAAAGAGCACAGCUCCAGGGUCAGGACUUUACCUGCUCCAGCUUGGUGCAAAGCAAUGCUGUGUCUGCAGUUGCUGCACUUCUGGCUCAGUGGUGGGGCUGGGCAGCACCUGAAGACUCCUGCUCUGGAGAGCACACACCUAGGGAACCUGUUGUUUCUCCCUCUAUGUUUUGACAGAAGUCCUGCUUUACAUGUAUUCCAGGAGCCUGGAGAGCUAGAGGGGAAAAGUGUGUGUCCCUGCUGUCAUAUAUGAUGCUGCCAACUUCUGCCUUCUCUUAGUAGCUUCAGUUGACCAUGAUCUUAUAUCUGAUAAUGUUCUGGAUCACUGGUCAUUCACCCAGGCAGGUAGGAGGUGGGAGGGAAGCUUGGGAACAGACCUGGAAGAUCUUUGACAUACGAUGUGUUCAGCAUAUGUCAAACCAAAUAAACAAUUCCAAAGCUAGAGCUGUUGGGAGUAGAAAUGAAAUGAAUGCUACCAAGUGCCAGUGUCUGCAUUUUUUGGUCAGUCUGUAUUCUGUCUGUAUUCUCUUACUCCAUGUAAUGCUGGUGUGUGCCCAGCACCCAGAGGUUCUCUAGAAAAUGAACUGUUUCUGCUGGCUCAGUGAGGGGACUGUGGUUCCCUCCCAGAGGGAAGAAGGUUAAGGUGCUGGCCAGGUGCUGGUCAUGGCUAUACUAGUCUGACAUUCUUCCAUGCUGAACUGCAGAAAUUUCCUAAGACUGGAAUAAAAUAGCUAUUGUUAAAUUAGUAAUCCCUUUAAAUGUUCUUGCUGUUGCAUUUCACAGUAUCCCCCCUAUGUACCUCCUCAUCCGUGUUCCUUCGUGUCAAUCUGUCCCAUGUGAGCAAAGGAUGGGACAGUUACAGUGACAGAGCUGAGGCAGGGGCCCUCCCUGCCUGUGACAGCCAGUAUUGGUUAGCAGCUGGAAAGUGCUGUCAGAGGUGGAAGCCCCAUACCCCCACUGCUUUGUCAGACUUGACUUUUCAAUCUUUCCACAUUUCUGCUGGCAAAUCCCCUAAGAGUAGAACGUCCUUGAAGUAUAUUGCUCACUACUGUUCUCUUUUUCCUUAGAAGUGCUGUGAAUAGUAAUUAAUCAGUUUUUGAACA